Penaeus monodon (black tiger shrimp) is the source of this 1476-nucleotide messenger RNA. RefSeq names its product zinc finger MYM-type protein 1-like. The transcript has a single exon. The coding region runs from base 1 to 1476 and encodes 491 amino acids. The record is from RefSeq and is a predicted model, not a curated record. NCBI's taxonomy places the organism in Eukaryota, Metazoa, Arthropoda, Malacostraca, Decapoda, Penaeidae.
AUGCGUCUCCAUUUGAAUGCCACAUUAGAUCAUACACGUCUGUUGUUGAUAGAUCAAUCCACGGCUAAGUGGAAAGAUAUUCUGAAGAGAAUAUAUGACUGCAUCAUGUUCUUGGCGAAGCAAAAUCUGCCAUUCAGAGGGCACAGAGAGAGUCUUACUGAAGAUGCGUGCAAUUCUGGCAACUUCUUAGAGUUAAUAAAACUUUUGAGCAAAUAUGACCCAGUACUUCGGGAACAUCUCACUAAUGUACAACUAGCCGAAAAGAAAACCACAACGUAUCUUUCACCGCAAAUUCAAAAUGAAUUCAUUACAUUACUUGGUAUCAAUGUUCGGAAGCGAAUCAUUGCAGAUGUGUGUGCUGCAAAGUAUUUUGCAAUAAUGUUUGACAGUACACCAGACGUGUCCCAUACCGAUCAAAUGUCUGAAAUAAUUCGCUACGUGUCCAUAAAAGAAGGAAAGGUUGAUAUCAAAGAAUCAUUCAUUGAUUUCUUUCCAUUAGAGGGAAAGACCGCCGAAGCAAUUACCAAUGUUAUCAUUGCUAAACUUUGUGAAGAUGGGCUAGAUAUCCAAAACUGUUACGGCCAAGGCUAUGACAAUGCUGCAACAAUGGCAGGUAUCCAUCGUGGUGUUCAACGCAGAAUUCUCGAUAUCAACCAGCACGCGAUUUUCAUGCCUUGCAACAACCAUUCCUUGAAUUUAGCUGGAGUCCAUGCCGCCGGAAUUAAUCCAAAUGCUGUAACUUUCUUUGGAACAAUAGAGAGAAUAUUUGUUUAUUUUUCGUCUUCAACUCAUAGAUGGGAUGUGCUGAAGAAACACGCCAAGUUGACUGUCAAAAGGGUAUCUGAUUCUGAUACCCGAUGGAGUGCUAAACACGAUGCUGUCUCUGCUCUGAAAGGUAACUUGGACCAAGUCAUUACUGCCCUGGAAGAGUUGAGAGAUGGGGCAUCUGAAAAUCUAGCCACGAAAGGCGAUGCUGGCGCUCUGCUGACGUGCACCAUGUCAUACACAUUCAUAGCAUAUUUGUUCUUUUGGGAGCCAGUACUAAAGGAAAUCAACUACACUCAACAAUACCUGCAGAAAAGGGGGCUUUGUUUAGAUCAGUGUGCGACAAAAAUGUCUUCGUUAUCCGUGUAUUUCACUGAUGAACGCGAUGCAUUAGUCUCCAAUUCUAGCGAAGCAGCUCAAAGUUUCUGUGACGACAAGGGCAUCAGGGUAGACCGUAGAGUAAGAAGGCAGCGAAGAAUGCCCAGGGAGCAAGUUCGUGACGAUGGAUUGACAGUGAAACAGGAAACUUGCAGAGCACUUUUAGAAAUCGUGGAUCGUUUAUUAGCGGAAGUUGAAAAACGUUCAGGCAAUCUAAGAGAUAUGAGCGAUCGCUUUGGCUUUAUGCAACCGUCUCACUUGUUAAAUGAGCGAAAUGACGAACGAAUUAAAAAGCAGAUCCAAAAUUUUUCUCUACUUUACGGUUAUGCCUGA